Molecule: messenger RNA, 1659 nt
Organism: Fopius arisanus
Lineage: Eukaryota; Metazoa; Arthropoda; Insecta; Hymenoptera; Braconidae
Product: serpin I2
Exons: 8
Coding region: 191-1381 (396 amino acids)
Molecular function (GO): serine-type endopeptidase inhibitor activity
Source: RefSeq, a predicted model, not a curated record
AAAAGAUUAUUUUUUUUAUGUUGGAUUUAAAAACGAUUUUUUUGGACGUAAUUGAAAUUGCUUAUCAGCCUAUUCCCAUAUAAGGAAUCUAUUCCGUCUAGCCCGAAACAGGCAUAUAAAAAGGUGGCAAGCGGUAUUGAAUAUUAUUUAGAUUAAAGUAUAGGAGAAGCCAACACAUUGAUACACCACCAUGAAAGCAGUUUUUCUCGCACUCGCCUUUUUGGCAUUGCAUGACACGAGGACAGCUGGACAGUACCAGCAAAUUGAACAUGGGAUGAACCAAUUUGCAGUAGACUUGUUCCAGCAAGCGUUGAAACAUGAACCAGAAAAUUUCGUAAUUUCUCCAUUGGGUGCUUAUAUGGGGUUGGCCGCGGUACUUUAUGGUGCUUCAAAUGUGACAGAACGUGAACUACGGUGCUUUUUACGGCUACGAGGCAUAGACCUAUUUACCAAUCAAAUGAAUUUUGAAAGUAUUCUUGACAGUGUCGACGUACGUGGUGACGUGUCUCUGUUCAUCACCAAAAACCAGUUUUUCAUAAAGCCUAGCGUAUCAGUAAGGUCCACCUUUGAAAACAUUCUUGAAAGAACAUUCAAAUCUUCAGUACAACACGUCGAUUUCACCGAUACGAUAACCACUGCAAAGACCAUAAAUUCCUGGAGCAACCGAAGUACUUAUACAUUUGUUGAUAAGAUUCUGAAUCCAGACGCAUUGGAUGAGAGAACAGCAGUCCUCCUCGUCAAUGCCGUACAUUUCUACGGGGAAUGGGCUACGAGUUUUGCUUCGAUGGGUACACAGCGUGGUAAAUUCUACAUAGAUGAAUAUACGCCAAAAAUUGUAACAAUGAUGUUUCGCAAUCACCUGACAGAUUACGGAUAUCUUCCCAGACUAAAUGCUACUUUUGUAGUUCUACCAUGCAAGCACAGUGGCAGCGACAGAGAUGCGGCAAUCAACGUGUAUUUCAUUCUACCAGAAACUUCCAAAGAUCUACAGCAUGUAGAAGAUAAUAUUUAUUCUCUUACUCUUGACGAUUUAAAGAAAACGGAACAGAACUUUAUUGAAUUGCGUAUGCCUAAAUUUAAAAUUGACAACACUGUGCAUAUGGGAAAUUAUUUCCAUCGCCUGAAAGCUUUUUCACGAGGGGGCCGUUACCAUGGAAUGAUCGACAUAGAUGGCCCUGUGAAAAUUGGAGAUUUAAUUCAGAGAACGAGCUUUUCGGUGGACGAGAAAGGAACAUGGGGAACAGUAGCCCCAAAUUACAGAGCUCUUGUGGGAGCACGACUGCGAACCGAGCCGUUCCUGUUCAAUCGACCUUUCUUCUUCGUUGUUGCAACCAAAGAUCUCAUUUUACUCACUGGUAAAGUAAUGGAGCCAUCGGUUUGAAAUGCACUCAAAUCAUAACUAAAGCCUGCGAGGAUUUAUAUACCAUUUCGUAAAGGUGAAAUUUCCAUGGAAUUCCUGUGCCGUCACAAAAUAUGCGACAUAAAAACUUCCCCUCUUCUUCUCUUCUUCUUCGGGAUCUGAUUUUCUAUGAAGUUGUUCAAUGGUAAAGUAACAGACCCAUCGGAUUCUGAUUCUGAUUCUGAACACUGUUAUAAUUAUACUGUUGUAUUUUCAUGGACAGUUGAUCAGUAAUUUUUAAACGAGUGUAAUAAAAAUUG